Molecule: messenger RNA, 749 nt
Organism: Toxotes jaculatrix (banded archerfish)
Lineage: Eukaryota; Metazoa; Chordata; Actinopteri; Toxotidae
Gene: rnf7
Product: ring finger protein 7
Exons: 3
Coding region: 61-393 (110 amino acids)
Biological process (GO): protein ubiquitination; ubiquitin-dependent protein catabolic process
Cellular component (GO): Cul5-RING ubiquitin ligase complex; nucleus
Molecular function (GO): ubiquitin protein ligase activity; zinc ion binding; cullin family protein binding
Source: RefSeq, a predicted model, not a curated record
GUCCAUUUUGUUUAGCUCAGCUAGCCCGGCUAACGUUACCUUGUGUACUGCGCAGCAGAGAUGGAUGACGGUGACGAGCCGGGUCUAGUCCUCUCUCACAACACUUCUUCAGGCUCCAAGUCGGGCGGGGACAAGAUGUUUUCCCUGAAGAAGUGGAAUGCUGUAGCGAUGUGGAGCUGGGACGUUGAAUGUGACACCUGUGCCAUCUGUCGGGUACAGGUGAUGGACGCUUGUCUCCGAUGCCAGGCGGAAAACAAACAGGAGGAUUGUGUUGUCGUAUGGGGAGAGUGCAACCACUCCUUCCAUAACUGCUGCAUGUCCCUUUGGGUGAAGCAGAACAACCGCUGUCCCCUCUGCCAACAGGACUGGGUGGUUCAGAGAAUUGGCAAAUAAGCUCCGCACCUAGGCGUUCUGACUCUCAAACGACACUUGUAUGCACCCAAUAGUGGUGACAGACUUGACAACGAUCACUGCAGCAUCCUGCGCAAAGCCACUGACACCAACAACUGUCCUCCUACCUAUGAUUGCAUGUUCCUGUCAUCUCGGUGUCAAAGGAGGACAAUGGACAAAAUUAAAGCAGCGCAGGCUCGUUGGUUGAUGUGGCCGGAGCGAUCAAGAGUCAUGAAGGAUGAAACUUGUUGCAGUGCGUGGUCACACAUUAGCUUUACAUUAUUGUCUGUGGUGGUGUUCGGCACAUCUUGAAUAUGUGACUGUCUUUUUAAAAAUAAAGAAUUGUGAAUAACUGUAAA